Messenger RNA from Vitrella brassicaformis, 1089 nucleotides. The record is from the annotation of a GenBank genome assembly. Lineage: Eukaryota; Vitrellaceae.
UCAUGGCUGCACAGUAAGUACUGUGUGUGGAAGUAAGUCAUGUGCACGUGCAUGUGAUUGUGUGGUGUGGUGCAUGGCAAUAGGGCUGACCAGCCGUGUGCGCUGCACUGCAAAUCGGUCGCCGGCCCUCCGCCAGGACUCCUCAGCCUUCAGCAGCUUCCCUGCAAGGAAAGCAUUCAGAGGCACAUGAACGAUGACCCCUUCCAUCACAUCAUCGUGGCGGCGUACCUCCCAAGUAGUGGUGGUUCUCCAGAAGCUUGAGCAGGUCCAUCUCGAGGCUCCGGCGCGUCAUGCGGCUGAGCACUGCAGUCAGUCAUCACAGACGGCAAGAGAGGACACACAAUGACGGAGAAGAAACGAGCAUGCAGUGAGAACGGCCUUUCGGCGCCCCGCCCUCCCUCUUGCCCCGUCUGUCCGUCCGUCUAGUGUCUGUCUGUUUACUGGCUGGCUGCAUGGCUAUCCAUGUGUCCUCCUUACACUGCCGCAGACGCGCCAUCCUGUCUUUCCUCGCCGUCGGCCACUGCCCGAACUUUCGAGCGUCUCUAAACAGGUAGGCCUGCUGGGUACCGGUCGCCAUGGCUUUUGGGUGCUGCUCGGAAAAAGCGAUGUUGGGUGCUGCUCGGAGGUGCCCGUCCGCGGAUACUCCUCAGCCAUGACCACCCUCUCUACAAGGAAAGCAUUCAGAGGCGCAUGAACGAUGACCCCUUCCAUCACAUCAUCGUGGCGGCGUACCGCAAAGGUAUUGGUGGUUCUCCAGAAGCUUGAGCAGGUCCACCUCAAGGUCCGGGCGCGUCAUGCGGUCGAGCACUGCAGUCAGUCAUCACAGAAACCAAGAGAGGACACACAAUGACGGAGAACAAACGAGGAUGCAGUGAGAACGGCCUUUCGGCGCCGCGCCCUCCCUCUUGCCCCGUCUAUCCGUCUGUCCGUCCGUCUAGUGUCUGUCUGUGUACUGGCUGGCUGCAUGGCUAUCCAUGUGUCCUCCUUACACUGCCGCAGACGCGCCAUCCUGUCGUCCCUCGCCGUCGGCCACUGGCCGAAGUUGCAGGCCUCCCUAAACAGGUAGACCUCCUGGGUGUCGGUCGCCAU